This is a messenger RNA of Lottia gigantea (owl limpet), 1044 nucleotides long. RefSeq lists its product as hypothetical. The transcript has 9 exons. Gene Ontology annotation, cellular component: ribose phosphate diphosphokinase complex; cytoplasm. The coding region runs from base 1 to 1044 and encodes 347 amino acids. The record is from RefSeq and is a predicted model, not a curated record. Gene Ontology annotation, molecular function: magnesium ion binding; ribose phosphate diphosphokinase activity. Lineage: Eukaryota; Metazoa; Mollusca; Gastropoda; Lottiidae. Gene Ontology annotation, biological process: purine nucleotide biosynthetic process; 5-phosphoribose 1-diphosphate biosynthetic process.
AUGAUUGUCCUUGGAGGAAAUUCGCAUCCCGAGCUGGCCAAUCUGGUAGCUAAACGGCUGGGAGUUAGAUGUGGAGACAUGUCAUCUUAUCAUAAAGAAAAUAGAGAAACAGUGGUAGAAAUAAAAGAAUCAGUAAGAGGAAAAGAUGUUUAUAUUAUACAAACUGGUACCAAAGAAAUAAAUAACGAUGUAAUGGAGAUGAUGAUUAUAGCGUACGCCUGUAAGACAAGUUGUGCAAGGAAUAUCGUAGGAGUAAUACCGUACUUACCCUACUCUAAACAGAGUAAGAUGAGAAAACGUGGGGCUAUAGUCUGUAAAUUACUUGCUACCAUGAUAGGACAAUCAGGUUUUACUCAUAUCAUCACCAUGGAUCUCCAUCAGAAAGAAAUUCAGGCGUUUUUUGACGUACCGGUUGAUAAUCUACGAGCCUCACCAUUUCUUAUUGAUUAUAUCAAAGAAUCCAUUCCUGAUUAUAGAAAUGCAGUGAUAGUUGCCAGAAAUCCCAACUCAGUGAAGAGGGCGUCGUCCUACGCUGAACGACUGCGACUCGGAAUAGCAGUGAUACAUGGAGAGGAGAAAGUCUCGGAACAAGAAGAAGAUGAUGGGAGAAAUUCUCCUCCGUUGAUGGAGGAAGAUGAACAUAAUUUACUCAGUCGGACGAUACAGUUAUUACAUGCUAAAGAGAAACCUCCUAUCAAUGUAGUAGGAGACGUCGGGGGUAGAAUAGCUAUCAUUGUGGAUGAUAUGAUAGAUGAUGUAGAUUCGUUUGUGAAAAUAGCCGAGGCGUUGAAGGAACGUGGGGCGUAUAAAAUCUACGCCAUGGCAACUCAUGGUCUAUUGUCGUCUGAUGCCCCUAGAAUGCUUGAGAAUUCUUGUAUUGAUGAGAUUGUUGUAACCAAUACUGUUCCUCAUCAAGCCCAGAAAUUACAAUGUCACAAGAUAAAAACAGUUGAUAUUAGUAUAAUGCUAGUCGAGGCGAUACGUCGUAUUCACCAUAACGAAUCAAUGUCUUAUCUAUUUCGUAAUAUAGGUCUGGAUGAUUAA